UUUGAUUCGACUAAUGUUGAUUCCGCCAUUGCGAAUGCAAAGUUCGGUUUUGAACUGCAGAGUGCAAAUAUUGUAUAUAGGAAUGCAGAGCAGUUUCAGUGUAGAAAUAAUAAGUGCUUAAUAAACAUGGAGGAAGAAUAUAUGGACACACAAGACUCUGGUGCGAGUGAUAGUAAUCGCAAUGAUGGGAAUGAUAACAGUGAUUCAAAAAGUGAUUUUGAUUUUGGUUAUGAGGAUUCGUAUGAUGAUGAAGACGGAGGAAAUGGUUACCGAGGAGCACCGCGAGGCCGCGGCAAUUUCAGGGGUCGCGGAAGGGGGAUGCCACCACCUGGUUGGAUGAAUGGACCACCCCCCAUGCGUUUUCGGGGUCGUGGCUAUGGCCCGGGCGGGCCCCCGAUGCGGGGCCGCGGGUUCUUCCGUGGCCGGGGCGGUCCCAGAUUCGGACCAAACGGUGGACCUAACUUCGACAACAACUGGGGACCUAUGGGACCGCCCCCACCCGGUAUGAUGGGCGGUCCGCCACCUUUCGGGCCGCCCCCGCCGGGCAUGAUGCCCCCAGGCGGGCCGAUGGGUCCGCCCCCAAAUAUGAUGGGACAACCACCGCCUUUCGGGCCACCGGGAAUGCCGCCGCCUAAUAUGCCUCCGCCCGAGAUAUGGGUCGAGACGAAGUCAGAAGAGGGCAAAUCCUACUACUACCACCACAGGACGAGAGAGACUACUUGGACUAGACCACAAGAGAGCCCCACGUGCAAGGUGAUAACACAGGCCGAGAUGGAGGCCAUGGUGUCUGGCGGUCAGCACCCAGGCAUGCCGAACCAGUCGAUGCCCAUGGGCAACCCGAUGGGCGGACCGCCUAUGGGUAUGAUGCCCAACGGCAUGAUGGGCAUGAUGCCGCCCGGCGUGGGACCCCAGGGCGGGGGCCCCAACUCGGUGCCCCCGUUUAUGACGCAGCCACCGCCGUGGGUCAAAGACGCCAAACAGGAGCAAGCGGAACAACCGCCGCUCGACAUGGACGAUAUGCCGCCGGGUGAAUCUAUACAGAAUAACCAACAGAUGCCUAAUUCAGUAGCACAAACGACGACAGCACCGUCGGGUCCCCCGCUGGGCGCCCCCAACCUGGGCCCCAACGCAUCCGGCCCGCCGGGCGGCACGUGGGGCCCGUGGGGCUGGGGUCCCCCUCCUAUGGUCGCGCAACCAGGCUUCGUGGCGCCCGAGGGUAAUGGGGCUCCACCACCAAUAGCGGUCAGUCAAAUGAACGCACAAAUGGCGACGGACAGUGAUUCGCCCAUAGUGCUAGAUGGUACUCCGCCGCCGGCUAAGAAGGAACCAACCGUGAUACCGCCGGAGCUGGAGGCGGCGGCGGCGGAGUGGACGACGCACGUGGCGCCCGACGGCCGCGCGUACUACCACCACGCGGCGCGCGCGCAGAGCGUGUGGGUCAAGCCGGAGCCGCUGCAGAGGCUGGACGAAUUAAAAGCCAGAAUUGCCUUCGAAAAAGGAGAAAAGACGGAGAAAAAGAAUGACCCGAUCAUAUUGGACGGUGUUAUCGACGUGGACGAGUUGACCGACGCGGAAGCGGCGGCGGAAGCGGCUCGCGUCGAGAAGGAGCGUCAGGAGAGGGAAAAGGAGGAGCGCGAGAGGGAGGAGCGGGAGCGGGAGGAGAGGGAGAGGGCCGAGAAGGAGAGGGCGGAGAGGGAGAAGCCGAAGCCGGAUAAGACGAGGCCGGUGUCGAGCACGCCGAUCACCGGAACACCUUGGUGCGUGGUGUGGACGGCUAGAAGUGAUAAAAAUUUAUAUAUCUCGCCGCAGCGCAAAGACGCGGCGUCGACGACGCCGGCGAAGACCAACGGCGAGUUGAAACGCAGCAUCGACUCGGACAGCGAGUCCGAUACCGACACCAAGAAGAGCAAAAAGGACGACGGUGCAGCGACGGCGGCAGCCGGGGCGGGGGCCGGGGCCGGUGCGGGGGCGGGGGCGGGGGCCGGGGGCGAGGCGGGGGCGGCGGGGCGCGCGGCGCGCAUAGACGCGAGCGCGGAGGCGGCGCAGGAGGCGGAGAAGCUCGCGGCGCGCAAGCGGCUCGAGCUGCCGUUCGAGCAGCGCGUCGCCGACUUCCUGCAGCUGCUGCGCGAGAGCGACGUCUCCGCGUUCAGCCCGUGGGAGAAGGAGCUGCACAAGAUCGUCUUCGACGGCCGCUACCUGCUGCUCGAGUCGAAGGAGCGCCGGCAGGUCUUCAACAAAUACGUUCGCGACCGAGCCGAGGAGGAGCGCAAGGAGAAGCGAAACAAGCUGUUGCUCAAGAAGCAAGCCUUCAAGCAGCUCAUGGAAGAAGCCAAGUUGCACUCCAAAUCGUCGUUCACCGACUUCUCGACGAAGCACUGCCGCGACGAGCGGUUCCGCGGCAUCGAGAAGCCGCGCGAGCGCGAGGCGUGCUUCAACGAGCACGUCGCCGAGCUGCGCCGCCGCGAGAAGGAGGAGAAGGAGAGGAGGCGGGAGACGGCGAAAAGCGACUUCAUACAACUGCUGAAAGACAAGAGCGUCGACAGGCACUCCAGGUGGGUGGAGGUGAAGAAGAAAAUCGACCUGGACGUUAGGUACAAAUCGGUCGAGAGUAGCACCCUCAGGGAGGACUACUUUAGGGAGUACUGCAAGAUGGUCAAGGAGGAGAGGAAGAAGGACAAGGAGAAGGAGAAGGAAAAGGAGAAGGAGAAAGACGGAAAGGAGAAGGAUCGCGAACGCAGCAGUAGAAAAGACAAAAAGGAGAAGGACAGGGACAAGGAUAAGGAGAAGGAGAAGGAAAAGGAUAAGGAUAAGGAGAAGGAGCCUAAGAAAGAUAAGAAAAAAGAAAAGGGCGAGAAACAGGAGGCCACCGAGGACGAGAAGAAACAGCCGACGCCGCCGCCGGACCAAUGGGCUGAGAUACUCGGCAUACCCGGCGAGGAGGAUUCCAAGUCGGACUCCAAGUCAGACACGAAAUCGAAACCGUCCGACAGGAGCGACGAGUCGUCCGACAAUCCCGUCUCCCCGAAACAGCUGCGGUCCUCGAAGAAGGAGGCGCCCACGCCGGAGAAGAAGUCCCCGCUGAAGUCGCCGCUCGUCUCGCCGCUGAAGAAGCGGAAACAGGACUUCAAGUCGCCGGAGCCGGAAGUGAAGGGCAAGAAGAAAACGGACAAGACUGAGAAAAGGAAACGGAAGUCGGAGAAAGAAUAUACUAUAACGCACUUCAACGCACUACAAGCGGACCUCGUCAGGAACCCGGACCUGACGUGGCGGGAGGCGAAGAAGCAGCUGAAGAAGGACCACAGAUACAGUCUCGCUGACGACCUCACCAAAGAAGACAAGGAGCGGCUGUUCAACCAGCACAUCGGCGCGCUGGCGCACAAGCGGCGCGACCGGCUGCGCGCGCUGCUCGACGAGCUCGGCGCGAGCUGCACGGCGCACUGGCGCGACGUGCGCAAGCAGCUCGCGCAGCACGCCGCCGCGCCCGCCUACCGCAGCGCGCAGCAGAUGGAGCGCGAGUUCCGCGACUACCAGCGCGACAAGCAGAUCGGCGCGAAGGCGGCGCUGCGGCAGCUGCUGCUCGAGACGCGCUCGCUCACGCACCGCUCGCUCGCAGCCGCGCGCGCCGCGCCCGCCGCGCUCACCGCGCUGCUCGACGCGCUGCGCGACGACGCGCGGUACACGGCGCUGGACCACAUACCCGACGAGAGGGAGCAGAUAAUAAUGGCGUACCUGGAGGAGCUGGAGAAGAAGGGCCCGCCGCCGCCGCCCACCGCCACCGAGCCCUCGCGCCGCGCCAAGCCCUGACCCGUCGCCAUGUAAAGGUGCUGUGGUGGAGUAAUGUUGCUGUGAAUAGAUGUCGCUAGCUAUAAUUUUAUUAAAUAAAUGACGUGAAUUUA
Molecule: messenger RNA, 3896 nt
Organism: Zerene cesonia (dogface butterfly)
Lineage: Eukaryota; Metazoa; Arthropoda; Insecta; Lepidoptera; Pieridae
Product: transcription elongation regulator 1-like
Exons: 24
Coding region: 127-3804 (1225 amino acids)
Cellular component (GO): nucleus
Molecular function (GO): RNA polymerase binding; transcription coregulator activity
Source: RefSeq, a predicted model, not a curated record